AUGGCAAACCCCCAAACAGUCGCAGACAUCAAUACUCUGUCAAAUUUUCUCAGCGAUAACCAGCAAGACCUUUCCACAACCCCACCAGUCGACUGUAUCGUGAUUUGUGCCUCUGCCGUUCUACAUGGUGCCGAAGUACUCUUCAAAACCCUUCAACAAAACCCAUCUCUAACCAAAACCCUCGUGCUCUGCGGAGGCAUCGGACACUCAACCGAGCUCAUAUAUGAUGCAGUCCAAGCGCAUCCGAAGUUCUCCCGCAUCGCAAAGGAAGUCCAGGGUCUCCCUGAAGCCGAGGUCCUCGAACGAAUUCUGAAUGAAUUCUAUGAUCGCUCUUCGAUCACACAGAGUGGUUGUCAGAUCUUGAUUGAAUCUAGAUCUACGAACUGUGGCCAGAAUGCUUCAUUCUGUCGCAAGGUGCUCGAUGAUGCAGGGCUACAGCCUGCUACAUGUAUCGUAAUUCAAGAUCCUACGAUGAUGCUUCGGACCAAGGCUUCAUUUGAAAAGGCUUAUGAAGACUUAUCCGUUGCGAUCAUUAGCUGUCCUGUCUUUGUACCACUUGUACAAUUGCAGAUCGGAGAGCUUGAAUACUCUGAUCGAACACCCGGAAAACCGAUCCCGUUGGAGCAGCUGUGGUCACAGAAUCGGUUUUUGGAACUGAUCAUGGGCGAGAUCCCGAGGCUGAGGGAUGAUGGAGAUGGUUAUGGUCCACGGGGACGGGGGUUUAUUCCUCAUGUGGAUGUUCCUGGUUAUGUUGAGGCUGCUUGGUCCCGGCUACAAUUGACAUUGAGGGGGUCUAGAUAA
Messenger RNA from Penicillium salamii, 801 nucleotides. Lineage: Eukaryota; Fungi; Ascomycota; Eurotiomycetes; Eurotiales; Aspergillaceae. The record is from the annotation of a GenBank genome assembly.